This is a messenger RNA of Varroa destructor (honeybee mite), 5318 nucleotides long. RefSeq names its product PTEN-induced putative kinase 1 (gene Pink1). NCBI's taxonomy places the organism in Eukaryota, Metazoa, Arthropoda, Arachnida, Mesostigmata, Varroidae. The record is from RefSeq and is a predicted model, not a curated record. Gene Ontology annotation, cellular component: mitochondrion. Gene Ontology annotation, biological process: autophagy of mitochondrion; protein phosphorylation; regulation of apoptotic process. Gene Ontology annotation, molecular function: protein serine/threonine kinase activity; ATP binding.
UGGUUUGAUUUUGCCGUUCCUCAGAGAUUCCGUAGAGGUGUCGUAAAGACGCAAUGCAUUAGUUAAGUAGUUUAAACGUACCUACAGUUUGAUUUCUGUACAUGUAGACGUCGUUGACUUCGAACAGUCGGGGUACGUCUGCGAAAUGUUAGGCGCUAUACGGAGCUAGAAUUGCAGAAAUCGUUGAACAUGUUUUCUGUUGCGCAUCUGUUAUCGCCACAAACGCUUAUGGCGUUAGAGCUCUUGGUGAUAUAGGCACUCGUUUAACUGACUCACAAUACGCCAGCAUUAAUAGAAAACAAACAAUUUGCGAAAAAAGAAGUUAUUACUAUAGAAACUAAUAAUUGAAACUACAAAUGAGAAACUAAUAAUAGUUUCUCGGAGGACUUUUUGCUGACUGGAACUACCGGAAGGUUUAACACAGACUACUUGUCCAUCUUGACAGCCAUAGGCUACGGAUUCUGCUGAUAGUCAUAUGCUGAAUUGCUGAUUAAUAAUCCCAGUAUCCCCAUACCCUAUCGUAAAUAACCGAAAAUUUUGAAUCGUCAUUGAAUGUAUGUUCUGUUUAUGUUGUUUAGUACGCAUUCUGUUUAUGUUUAUUAUUUCACAAUCUGCAUCCUUAUAUGUAUCGGUAUACUUGUAUGUACACAAAACGACCAUAUAAUGAAAUUAGCCGUACACACAACAAUCGCGUUCGAUAGAAUCCAAUAAUCGCUCGAGUCUAUCAACUUUUUUACGGCAACUAUAGUUGCUUGUGGUUAUAAUACUAAUUAUAUUGACAAACGUGUAGUCACGACACCGCAUUGAUAUGAACACGCAGCCAUCUGGCAUUUGAACUUUUUUAUAUUUGCCAACGAGGUUCUCACGCCGUCUUGAACCUCUCGGCCUCCCAUGAGUACCCCUAGUUCAAAUAAUGGUAGUUAUUAUUAUGAUUAAGUAGAUAAAUCAGGCGAACAUAUCGUAACAACUAUCUAUAUUUGUGGGUUACUACGUUGCCAAUAACAAUUGUGCAUAAUGUUAUAUUGAAGUAUAACGGUUCAGCUGUGUCAAAUCCAUGAUAUAUAAUCAGUAAUUUUCCACAUGCUUAGCGGGCUAUUGAAUCAAAUGGUUGAUUUGGCCUAACCUUGAAAGCUAUAUAUGAACCCGAGAGAAACUGCGUUUCCUGUAUGCGUAAGCGUAGUCCGGUACUCAUAUAUUUUAAAUACUGAACAAGUGGCACGUACGCAGCGGGGCAAACGAAAAGUAUGACUAUUUAUUGAUCUCAAAACUAUGGCAUGAUAUUUCAGUCAACUCGGUUGUAUUAUUUAGUUGGAAAAGACUUGUCGGCAAGAGCAGGUGCUGCGGAAGUUCUUCCAUCCCACGAUCGUUUUUUAUAUCAUAUAUAUAUAUAUAUAUAUACCUAUAGAUGUAUUUCUUUUUUCGUUGUUCGAUUUUUCAAUCGAUUUGGUAGCUUUUGCGUUAAUUAUAAAAUGACUCGUCUUGUUGUUUUUAGUAUACUUUUGUUGCAAAGGGCCGGUUGUAUGGCCUGGUAGAUGAUAAUCUAACGUAGUAAUGAACGGGAUGAAGUAAGAAUUCGAGGGACCUACCCCAUAAUAUAACCGUGCGUCUACAGCGUAAAAUUUUUUGAAAUUCUGUUUGUUGAGGUUCUAAAUAAGGUUCUGUGCAAUUUUAAUACUAAAUACACUUUUAUCGUGGUUUGCGAACAGUAUAUACUACUGGCUUCUUUCAGUACAGCGCCCACGCCACAGUACGAAUUAUUUUUUUCUCUCUAUUGCAUAUUCAUCUAGUAAUACGUAGGCAAUAUAUAUUACACAAAAACGCCCAUCUACGCCCCAUAGCCUAGCGCAUAAAUGUGUAAUAGAUUGUACGUAUCAGAAGCUAGUUUCCGAUUGAAUUUCGACUAACUGUUUGAAGCUGUCAACCAUUUACUGGCUGAUUUUCAGCAAAGGACCAGAGGUGAUGUCGUGUAAGGGGGGCAUUGAUCUUCGUUGAGGAUGCGACCAUUCAGUUGGAUUAAAUUUGAAGCCCGGUGGUUGUGUGACGCCUUACGGCUAAGGGCGCAAACGACGUCUACUUGUUUACGGCCCCCUACCUGCGCUGAUCAAGCUUACUUCAUUAGAGGUUAUUUACUAAAGCUAUUAUCACGUUGGAAUUUUGGGAGUGGCGAGACUUCGAACACCCGGCGCAGUUUCAUCGCAAAUGUGGGGAAGGUCCGAGGGGGAAGGGAAGGACCUAAAGGUCCUAGCGGCGGUGGCAGCGGGGGAUCUGGCAGCGUCUUGCACGGUGCCGGAACGAGUGGUGAAACUUCUGCAACAGACGCAAAGGUUCUUAACGAGUCAAUCGUAGCUCAUAUUGCACGUCGUUACGGAUAUCGCGACACUACGGCGGCAACCUUGAGCCGGCAAUCUGUGCAACGAGUGUUAGCUCUGCGUCAGUGCGUGCCGUUACUUGGAUUCGCUGGUGUUUGUCUAGUAGAUAAGCCGACCGUGAUAACGCCCGAUGAAGAACUCGAGGGAGUCUGUGUUGAGAUUAGGAGAAUUUUCGACAAGAUCAAUUUUGACAUCUUCAACCGCCAAAUUUUGCCGGUCCCAGCAGAUAGACCAGUAAAUCUCUCAAAUUUCAAGCUGGGUAGUCCAAUUGCGAAAGGAUGUAAUGCUGUUGUUUAUUCUGCAAAAUUACGAGAGGAGCAAGAAUCGGACGAGAGGUCAUCAGCUUCUAGCGACUUUCAACGCAUUCCUACCAUUGAGGAAGAACAGUUAGACGCCGACGAUUCUAAAUCCUCACCUUUGUCUUCAUCGCCUCCCAGAAAGUACGCAGCAGAGCUGGAGGCUCCAGCCGGAAGUAUCAACACUUUCGAACAGGAUGUGCCAUCAGGCCCUCUAGGCGUUUACAAUCUCGCCAUGAAGAUGAUGUUCAAUUAUGAUGCUGAAAGUAACGCUGCAGCUAUCUGGCAGUCGCUUAGCCGCGAAUGUGCUCCCCUACAAACGGCGUCUUUCGGACAGCAGAAUUCGCUGAAUGAGUCACCCCUGGCCAGUCGGGAGGCAAAUUUACCACCCCAUCCUUGCAUUGUCGAUGUAAAGGCGGCGUUUGUCGACCGUGUUCCUUUGUUACGCGGUGCUACCCAACUAUACCCAGUUGCUCUACCGCCUCGUUUACACGAGCACGGUAUUGGACGCAACGCUACCAUGUUCCUUGUUAUGAAAAGGUAUCACUGCAGUCUACGGAGCUACUUGCGGAGUGGGACGAUUGAAAGAUCGAACAGACCAGAGCAUGUCCGGCUUUCGCUUUGCGCGCAGCUAUUCGAGGCGGUUGCACAUCUCGUAUCUCAUGGUAUAGUUCAUAGGGAUAUGAAAUCAGACAAUAUUCUUGUGGAGUUGCCAGGAAAAACCGGGAAAACUGCUUAUACUGAACCGAGGAUCGCGCUUUCCGAUUUCGGUUGUUGUCUCAUUCCUGCUGACUGUAUUUCACCACUCAAACUAUCGUUCGUAUCCGGGCAGGUUUCAAGGGGAGGCAAUGUAGCACUAAUGCCUCCUGAAGUUCAGUUGGCCAAACCUGGCCUGUUAAGCUUCAUCGACUACUCGAAAGCCGACCUUUGGAGUGCUGCCACUCUUAUCUACGAAGUCUACGGUCAGCGAAAUCCGUUCUUCGAGGGUAUGCUGCAUCCACGAACGUAUAUGGAGUGUGACCUACCUGUUCUGGAUAAAGCGCCCCUCGAACUCCGCGUGCUCGUUACCGCUUGCCUUCAACGCGAACCAUCGAGGCGGCCGACCCCGGCAGUCGCUGCCACGGUCCUACAGCUGAUGCUUUACGCGCCCACUCGACUUUUGAAAACUACAUUGAGUCAGCACCCUUUUCGCGCCCUAAACGUUCGUGAUGUUGUCGAGUGGCUAUGUGAUAUGUCGGUGGACUCGUUGUUCGCAGCACGUCGCGAGGAGGAUAGGGAGAAACCAUGCUCAGCUGACCAGAUGUUAAAACGUACGUUUCUCGGAAGAGUUCAACUAAGAACGGUUAUUGACGCAUUGAAAUUCAUAUACGAAGCUAGGGAGGCGGCAGAAGUAGACAACGACGAGGUGGAAAUGGUAGCACACGACAUUAUUGAGCAGCGGGAGAAAAUUUUAGCAGAAGUAGAAAAGAAGUAUGCUGCCUAACGAAUAUGAUGCAAUGGUAACAAAUGUUUAGAUAAAUACGAAAAAUAUUUGUUUGGGUUACUGGAGACACAUCAAAUAAACACUUCGCUAAUCGGUUGUAAACAAAUAAAGGCUAAGCACCCAUAGUAAGCAGGUAAGCAAGCAGAAACAGUCGAAAGAAACCCAGUGGUGAUUUAAUAUUUGUAGCUUUUCGGUGUACGAUGAUAGUGAGAUGAAAAAUGUAGUGGAUUCAAACGAUGAGCUUCACGCGCAACUGCCCAAAAAAACGAAGAUUCGUUGUAUUUGUGCUAAGAGCGAAUCCAAUACAGUGUUGAUGACAUACAAACCAUAUUCACACUAUGAAAUUAGACUAAUAAUAAUAAUACUAUGGAAAGAUGGAAAAGGAUUGUGUUUUGUGCCCAAUUAGUUUAGCGGUUGCCGUAGCUAGAAGUUUUUCGGCAUGUUGCGUAAAUUUUAUUUAGUGUUCACUGGAGCGUGCUAACGGGCUUUUGACCUUCAUCGACGACAUUUAUAGAAAAUAGGGGUAUCAUUUGGAAACGUACAUUUUUCAUUCCUACGUUGUACAACACCUUCGUCUUAACUACAUUCUUAUUAUUAUUAUCCGGGCGUUACCUACAUUAGUAGUCGUCGUCAUGCGAGAAAGCGAAUGAAAGUGUACGUAAAUAAAUAUAGGAAAAUCUGAUUAGAGGCGGACCAUACUGGCCGAGCCAAAUUCAGCGCAGGUCUCGGUUUGUAAAGGUUGAAAGCAAAAAAGAUUGGCAGGCAGAGCGACUAAAUAUGGGCAUCGAUAUCGUACCGCUGACGAAUCGUUGUCUUUGCCAUUUUGUUUUGCAAUCAGAUCGAUAAUUUCCUAUUUUCCUCUUACCGCCGUGUCUUCCGGAUUCCUGGGAAAAAAAUCGAUGAGUUUUGCAUUUUAAUAUUUAGUAGGGUCUGCGUAGGGCCUCUUGCUAACAAAACGGGGUCUAGUAAUUUAAUUAACUAAUUAAUAGUAGUGAGAUAAGAACAUAUGUCAUUAUCUUAACAGAUACUUUUAUUCAAGCCAUCUUGAACUUUUUUUUCAUUGUAUAUAACUACUUGCAGCAAUAGCAGCUUAAUAACAAUAAAAAGAAAGAAAAUCUUAUAAUAUACAAAAUAAUAAGAAAUAAACUUACCAAUUGCUUAACCGGUUCA